AUGCCUGACAAACCACUGAGUGUUCAACAACAACAACAACCUCAUCUUCAUGAUACCACCUCUCACAAGAUUCCUAAAAAAGUUCAUGCAUCACAUCUUGUUGAGAAAUCCAAACAGAAAACCUCUGCCACAACGACUGGUAAAACUUCUUCUGAAUACAUUCCUGUUCAGUUGGAAGAUAUUAUUGAAGCUCCUGGUCAUUUGAUCACUUCCGAUCCAAUCUUUGAUUUAUUCAAGAAUGUGACCAAGUUUUUCACAGCUCAUGAAUGUUUUGAAUAUCAAUUCAGUUUGGUGAACUCUGCUGCAAGAGAAGCUGUGUUGCAAAAUCACUUUCUUGGGAAUGAGAAGAUUGUACAUACUUAUUUGGUGAAUUGGAUCAAGAGCAAAAACAAGAAAGAUCAAACUCGAAAAGAACUCCCAGAAUUGAUUCAAAAGUUCAACAUUUCAAUCUUCAUUCACAGUUCUCCAAUCUUGCAAGUUUUAGCAGCCCAACAUGGAUGUGAAGGAAUAUUAUGGGAAGUCUUGAAACAUCCAUUCAUGACAUAUGCCAUCUUUAGAACUCUCCAAACACGGGAUGUUGGUGAAAUUCUUCAAUUCACAGAUAUGAAGUUUUACAGUAUUUUCCAUCAUAUUGACCUGUUCUCCAUUCUAUUGGGUGAAAUGAUUCAUUUGGAUUAUUUAAAUUCUGCAAAUACCUUGUUCAGUGAUUACUUACAGAGUCAUACAUGUCCUUUGGAUGCGAAAGAAAAGGUCCUAAAGAUGGACAACAUGAUGGAGAUUGCUAUGGAGAAGGAUCUUCCAAAUGUGUACUUUUAUGUGAUGGAGAAGAUUGUCGAAAUGAAGAGAAUGUACAUUGAGGAAAUGACUGAGUCCUUCAACAAAUUAUCGAUCGAGUUGAAUUCCAUUCCAAUUCGAGUGUUUGAUGAGAAUGUUGACAAGGAAGAACAAACACUGUUGCCAAUCAUUGAUAAGGAAGAACAAGAAAUGGAACAGUCUGCAGAGAAGCAACUGGUCGAAAGAUACUUUUACUCUCGAUUCAAAAAUUUAAUUUUGAAUUGUCCAAAUAUAUUCUUUGAGGGAUUUUUGGGCAUUCCUUCCAUGAAUCCUCAUACGUUGCAAGUACUCAAAAGAUUGAUUGGAAAUUGUGAGACUCAACAAGAUCGAGAAUAUCAUUUGGCAAAGUUUGUCCUGACCUGUGUCAAAAAUAGAGAUAAGGAAUUGCCUUACAUCCUUGAUCGAAGUACUGAAUAUGCCAUGAAACUGUCAUACAAGACACUGUGUGAUGUUUUCGGAGAUCGUGAUGUGAUUCAGUUGGGACUAUUGAAGUCCAUGCAUAUUUUCAAAACCAUUGGACAUUUACUUGAGAGAGAGGAGCAAGAAUCGAUGGGAGUGACGGUCGAUAAAAAAACGAACAUCUUCUCAGUGGACGAUCUCAAGUUGAUAUUCGAAGAGAUGGAGAAGCGACAAAACUAUUCAGCCUUGGAUUCCAUCAGAAAGAGUUUGUUGAGAUAUAGGGAAAAGGAUAUCUUGUAA
Naegleria fowleri is the source of this 1533-nucleotide messenger RNA. RefSeq lists its product as uncharacterized. The coding region runs from base 1 to 1533 and encodes 510 amino acids. The transcript has 2 exons. Lineage: Eukaryota; Heterolobosea; Eutetramitea; Acrasida; Naegleriidae. The record is from RefSeq and is a predicted model, not a curated record.